AUGCCAGAAUUAUUAAACACAAUAAGAUCAUCCUUAGUACUAUGGAAAACCACUGACUCAACAAUCAAAACCAAAACCAACAUCCUCAAAGCAUUCGCACUCUCUAAAUUAACCUACUAUUCAUAUGUAGAGAACUUUAAGGAAGAGGAAUUAAACCAAAUCAAUAAAUUAGUCGAAUGGUUUUUAUCGGCACCAAACAACAAAAAUGCUAGUGGAUUUCAAGUUAUUAAUUUAAUGAGAACCAAAAGAGCAAGAUACCCACUAAAAGUAGGGGGCUGGAACAUUUGGAAUAUAGAAUUGAGACAACUGGCGCAGAAACUUUGGAUCAUAAACCAGUUCAUCCUAGCACUAGAAACCAAACAAACAAACUCAUCUCAUCACAAAAGCUGGGAAUAUCAGAUCCAAAAAAACAAAUUCACAUCCAGAUACCUAAAAGAAAACUUAGACGAAUGGAACAAAAUAAGAAUAAAAAAAGCAAUCUUCAACAAUAAUCUCACAUCCAUAAAAAACGAAAAUGGACAACCACUUUCACUGGCAGAAUGGUAUACCACAAUUCAAGACCAAAAUCCAACCAUCCCUAAAACGGAAUUCCAAUCAUCUCUAAACUUAAUUCAUUCAAAAGAUCUGAAAAACUUAUCAGCAAAAGACCAUAAUAAUUUCAAAGAUCCUAAGAUCCUUCUCACCUCAACGAUCAAGCUAAGAAAAACAACAGCUAAUUACUAUUGUAUUCCAGAAUCAUCUCUCCCAAAUAUUAUAUCUUUUGAUCAAUUCAUAUGA
Molecule: messenger RNA, 777 nt
Organism: Dictyostelium discoideum AX4
Lineage: Eukaryota; Evosea; Eumycetozoa; Dictyosteliales; Dictyosteliaceae
Exons: 2
Coding region: 1-777 (258 amino acids)
Source: RefSeq, a predicted model, not a curated record